AUGUCUUGCGGUAGUGGUGUAGGAUCGUGCCCUAGCGGUCAGUGUUGCUCAGAGUCUGGCUUCUGCGGCACCACCGAGGAUUACUGCCAGGCUCCCCAAUGUCAGAUCGCCUAUAGCAAUGGUAGCUGCGACGCUAAUCAGAUGCCUGCUGGGCAGAGUACUAAGAGCAUCCCUCGCAACACCAACGGCAAAGCUCCAUACAAUGUUUACAUUACUAAUUGCACUCAUCCUGGCAAUGUCGCUCUCACAUUCGAUGACGGCCCGUACAACUACACUACUCAGCUUCUCAAUAUCCUAGACUCUUUCAAUGUCAAAGCUACGUUCUUUAUUGUCGGAAACAACCUGGGCAAAGGCCCAAUCGAUGUUGAGUCUAACGGUUGGGCCAAGAUUCUUCGUCGUAUGUACAGAUCCGGUCACCAACUCGGCUCUCACACCUGGGGCCAUGCAGACCUCUCAGCCGCAAGUAGCGAGAUCCGCGAGCAGCAGAUCAUUUACAACGAGAUGGCGUUUCGCAAUAUAUUUGGAUUCUUUCCAACGUACCUGCGCCCGCCUUACGGUACCUGCUCGCGUGACUCCGGAUGUUUGGGCUAUGUGACAAGUCUGGGAUACCAUGUUGUCAACUGGAAUAUCGACACAAAGGACUACCUCAACGAUUCACCUCAGCUGAUUGGCAAUAGUAAGGCCAUCUUCUAUAAUGCUCUAGCGAGCGCAAAUCCUAAGCACGAUGGUUUUAUCAGCUUGAGCCAUGACACCCACGAGCAGACUGUCAUCUCUCUGACUGCAUAUAUGAUUAAGACCCUGAGAAGCAAGGGCUUCCGACCUGUCACUGUCGGGGAGUGUCUGGGUGAUCCUAGGUCUAACUGGUACACUAAUGCCAGGUAG
Molecule: messenger RNA, 882 nt
Organism: Trichoderma virens Gv29-8
Lineage: Eukaryota; Fungi; Ascomycota; Sordariomycetes; Hypocreales; Hypocreaceae
Product: carbohydrate esterase family 4 protein
Exons: 3
Coding region: 1-882 (293 amino acids)
Biological process (GO): carbohydrate metabolic process
Molecular function (GO): hydrolase activity, acting on carbon-nitrogen (but not peptide) bonds; chitin binding
Source: RefSeq, a predicted model, not a curated record